Oryza brachyantha (malo sina) is the source of this 926-nucleotide messenger RNA. RefSeq names its product putrescine hydroxycinnamoyltransferase 2-like. Lineage: Eukaryota; Viridiplantae; Streptophyta; Magnoliopsida; Poales; Poaceae. Gene Ontology annotation, molecular function: acyltransferase activity, transferring groups other than amino-acyl groups. The transcript has 2 exons. The coding region runs from base 1 to 813 and encodes 270 amino acids. The record is from RefSeq and is a predicted model, not a curated record.
AUGGCGACGGUGGAUGUGUUGACGUCGGAGGUGGUCGUCCCGGCCGAGGAGACGCCGGCGGGCGCCGUCUGGCUGUCCAACCUCGACCUCGCCGCGCGCCGCGGGUACACGCCCACGGUGUACUUCUACCGGCCGAACGGCGGCGAGGAUGGGUUCUUUGCGGCGGACGCUGUGAGGGACAGCCUCGCGAGGGCGCUGGUGGCGUUCUACCCGCUCGCCGGCCGCCUUGGGCUCGACGGCGACGGGCGUGUCCAGGUCGACUGCACCGGCGAGGGCGCGGUGUUCGUGACGGCGAGGUCUGGGUACGCGCUCGACGACCUGAUGAGCGAGUUCGUGCCGUGCGGCGAGAUGAGGGACCUGUUCGUGCCCCCGGCGCCGGCGCCGGCGCCGAACCCGCCGUGCGUGCUGCUGAUGGCGCAGGUCACGUACCUGCGCUGCGGCGGCGUGUUGUCCAACCCCGUCGGCCACGCGGCGCGGCGGGCGCGGGCGGCGACGAGCCAGGGCGACGACUACGCGCGGUCGCUGGUGGACUACCUGGAGGGCGUCGACGCGAUGAACCUGCCGAGGAGCGGCAUCUCGCGGGCGCACCUCCGCGCCAUCAGCUGGCUGGGCAUGUCGCUCUCCGACGCCGACUUCGGGUGGGGCUCGCCGGAGUUCAUGGGGCCGGCGCUCAUGUACUACAGCGGCUUCGUGUACGUGAUGAACGCGCCGGGGAAGGACGGCGCCGUCGCGCUGGCGCUGUCGCUGGAGCCGGAGAGCAUGCCGGAGUUCAGGAAGGUGUUCGCCGACGAGGUGGCACGUCUCGAUUUGUAGUUUCUGGACUCAUACGUGUCCAAAAUUAAUGAGUGCUAACACAGCACUGCACUGUACUGUCCUUUUUUUUUAUUUUGUACUUUUCGAAAUGGAAUAUGUGCUGGACCGUUGUC